AUGGUGAAGUUCCUAAAGCCGGGCAACGCGGUGAUCGUGCUGCAUAGCAGGUACGCCGGGAAGAAGGCGGUGAUCAUGCGCGUGUUCGAGGAGGGCACCCACGACCGCCCCUAUGGGUACUGCCUGGUGGCCAGCCUAGCCAAAUACCCGAAGAAGGUGAUCCGCAAGGACUCGACCAAGAAGAUGGCCAAGAAGUCCCGCGUAAAGGUUUUCCUCAAGCUCGUCAACUACACCCUCGACGUCGACCUCAAGGAGGUGGUCUCCCACGCCCCCGACUCCCUCACCACCAAGGACAAGAAGCUCAUCGCCGCCAAGUCCGCCAAGGCCAAGCUCGAGGAGAGGUUCAAGACCGACAAGAACAGGUGGUUCUUCACCAAGCUCCGUGUCAAGGGAACAAAACAAAAAUUGUCCGAGGACCUUGAGUUAAAUCGAGCACAAUUGGUGGCUGUGAAGGCCAAACCAGAGGAGGUGAAAAAGUUAACCAGGAAGGCACACAGUUGCCUUAUAGCACCCGAGUCCAUAGGUCAGUUGCAGAAAGAUUUGGAUGCGGCCAGAGAAUCUCAAAGGUAUACCGAAUCACAGCACGAAGCCGGCCACCGGGUACUGUCCCACAGUCUUGAUGGAAAGAACGAGCUCAAGGCGGAAAACCAGCGACAUGCCGAAGAAAUUGAGAGGUUAAAAACUCAACUUCUAGAAGACCAUGAAGAGAGCCAGAGAUUAAAAGGUGGCAUGUUUGGUGAAUGA
Hordeum vulgare subsp. vulgare (domesticated barley) is the source of this 744-nucleotide messenger RNA. Its product is annotated as 60S ribosomal protein L27-3-like. Gene Ontology annotation, molecular function: structural constituent of ribosome. Gene Ontology annotation, biological process: translation. Lineage: Eukaryota; Viridiplantae; Streptophyta; Magnoliopsida; Poales; Poaceae. Gene Ontology annotation, cellular component: ribosome; cytosolic large ribosomal subunit. The coding region runs from base 1 to 744 and encodes 247 amino acids. The record is from RefSeq and is a predicted model, not a curated record. The transcript is spliced from 3 exons.